AUGGAGGACACUAAUUUGAGUCAGCAUACAGAGAUGGAAGGAAACGACCAAGUAGGCUCUGAAACACCAGUUGCAGAGGAAUCAAAAGUUGAAAAUUUUCCACAAAAUAAUGGUGAAACAAAAGCUGAGAAAAUGGCAUUGGGUGAACAGAGGGCUGGGCCAAUAAUUCCUGAGGAAAAAAUAUCCUUCGAUAUAUUUUGCUAUUUAAUUGGAAAAUAUAAAAAACAUGGAUUAUAUUAUGAAGAAAUGGAUCGAUUUUUAGCAUACGUUAAAAGAAGGAGAAUGAAACUUAGAAGAAAUGUUUUAAAUAAAGUUAAAAAAGUUGGAAAUAAAUAUAUAUCAAAAAUAUAUGAACCUGAUAUAUUAAAUAAUAAAUAUUUUGAAUUACUACUUUUAGAUGUUGAAAUGUGUAGAGCUAGAUAUGUAAAAGUUAAAACCGAUGUAAAUAAUUUAAAAGCACCAUAUAGAUCUAAAUAUUGUUAUUUAAGAAGAUUAAAAAAAGGGUUAGAUAAAAUAAAGUUUUUAAUUAAUUCCAUAAGUAAAGCAAUUGAUAAAAAUACGGAAUUACAAAUAAAAUGUUAUCAUGCAUAUAUUGAAAUUGCAUACCUUUUAGAAAUAAAAAAAUAUGAAGAAUGUUUAUCUAAAAUUGUUGAAUUUUCAAAACUUGUCAAAUUAAUAAAAAGAAUUACAAUAAAUAGUGUAGCAUCUAAUGUAAGUAAUACAAAUGUAGAACAUAACAGUCAUAAGAAAAAUGACGAAGAAAAUUUAAAUGAAAACAUUUUAAUGGAAAAAAGUAAACUAUUUUUAGAUGAAGAAAAAAGAAUAAAUGAAAUUUAUGAAUAUUUUUUAUCUAAUGUAAAUUCAUAUGAGCGUAUAUGUUUAUAUAACAUUAAAAAGGAUAACAUAAACAAAAGUAAUGAAAAAUUACAAGAAGAAGAUUUCGAAGAAGAAAAAGAUAAAGUAACAGAAAUAGAGGCAUAUCAAAAUGAUGGAAAAGAAUUAUUACAAAUAGAUUGUAUAGAUAAUACUAUUAUUAUUAAUAUAAAAAAUAAAAGUUACAAAUUAAUUAAUGAUGGAACUAAUGAUAGUAUAUUAAAAAUAAAAAAUAUUUUAGACAAUGAUAUAAAAACUGUUAUAGAAUAUGAUGAAAUAAUCGAAUUAAAUCAAAAUUUUAAUUUAAAUGAAGAAAUAAAAAAUAAUAAUUUUAUACUUUUUAAAUUUUUAGAUAAUUAUGAUUUAUCAUUUUUAAUAAAUAAAUAUGGAAAUAUAUUCUCAUUAUAUAAUAAUUGUUUAUCAAUAGUUCAUGAAGAAUUAGUUAAAUCAACUCAAGGUGAUUUAUCUACAAAUUCUAAUAAUAAAAAAUCUCAUAAUGAUAAUAUACUUAUGGAAAAAGUUUGGAAUAGUUUGGAAAAUCAUUUAUUGUCUGAAAAGUUAUAUAUAGACACAGAAAGAACAAUUAUAGUUUUAAUGAAGGGUUUAUAUAAUGUAUUAAAUAUGAAUAAUAAUUUAAAAGAAUUUAAUUUUGCUAAUAAAAAAACUUUAGAUGAUGUUGUAGAUAAAAUGCCAUUAUUACAUUCUACUUAUAGAUAUGCAGAUAUACUUAAACAAAAUAUUGAUGAAUUAAAAAAUAUUGAAAAUAUAGAUAUUUUUAUUAAUAUGCUACAAAUUAUUAAAAAUGUAAAAUCUUUUUCAUUAGCUUGUUAUUAUGCUUUAACUGAAAAAAAUGCAGAAGCAUAUGCAUUAUUUGAUUUAGUUAAAGGCAGAAAUUAUAUUUAUAUAAAUAUUGACAAUUCCCAAUAUUAUAAUAAUAAAUCAUUAUUACGAGUUUCAAUUUUAUUUAAUAGAUUACAAGAUAUUUUAUCAAUCCUUAAUAAUCAUUUUUAUUUUAAGCACUUAGCAAUUUAUGCAUUACAAAUAAAAACAAAAUCUACUAUCAAAGAUAGAACUCUAUUUAAUAUUGAUCAUACAUUAUUUGAACGCCAAAUGAAGCAAAUAUAUUUAAAUCCUAUAAAUGUUGAUAUGACACAAUUAUUCCUUGAGCCUUCCUUAUUAGGUAAAAACAUUCCCGAGGAAAAAAGAACAUCAGUAUUAAGGGGACUCAUACAAUCCUUUUGGAAGUAA
Plasmodium vinckei vinckei is the source of this 2121-nucleotide messenger RNA. RefSeq names its product signal recognition particle subunit SRP68, putative. The coding region runs from base 1 to 2121 and encodes 706 amino acids. Lineage: Eukaryota; Apicomplexa; Aconoidasida; Haemosporida; Plasmodiidae. Gene Ontology annotation, biological process: SRP-dependent cotranslational protein targeting to membrane. Gene Ontology annotation, molecular function: signal recognition particle binding; 7S RNA binding; endoplasmic reticulum signal sequence receptor activity. The transcript has a single exon. The record is from RefSeq and is a predicted model, not a curated record. Gene Ontology annotation, cellular component: signal recognition particle, endoplasmic reticulum targeting.